Messenger RNA from Stegastes partitus (bicolor damselfish), 478 nucleotides. Its product is annotated as V-set domain-containing T-cell activation inhibitor 1-like. Gene Ontology annotation, molecular function: signaling receptor binding. Gene Ontology annotation, biological process: T cell receptor signaling pathway; regulation of cytokine production. The record is from RefSeq and is a predicted model, not a curated record. The transcript is spliced from 2 exons. Lineage: Eukaryota; Metazoa; Chordata; Actinopteri; Pomacentridae. The annotation marks the transcript as partial. Gene Ontology annotation, cellular component: external side of plasma membrane.
UGGAAGAAAGAUGGUCGACAGGAGGUGUUUCUGUACGACGCCGGCACUCAUUACAAUAAUGGACGUCCAGGUCAAGACGAGCAGUUCAAAGGACGAGUGUCUCAUUUUCCAGAUGAACUACGUCACGGCAACGCCUCCAUCAGCAUCAGAAACACACGACAGUCUGACAGUGGAAGCUACACCUGUCAUUUCCCGCAUAUCCAACAACAAAGAUUCCACAUUGAGCUUCUUGUUGGUGCUGCUCCGGAGCCGUCGGUCAUAAUACUUCAUCAAACUAAGGACUCAGCGCUGCUGCAGUGUGAAGUUCGAGGUGCUUCUCCAAAACCUGAAGUUGUCUGGAAGGACAGUGAUGGAAAGAUUCUUACUGCUGAUGAUCCAAAGGUCACGAAGACAGAAGGAAACAAAUACGAUGUUGUCCUCCGUAUUACUGUGACCAAGACUGACAGCUACACCUGUGUGGCCACACAGAAGGAAAUCG